AUGUCUAAAGCUGUCGGUAUUGAUUUAGGUACUACUUACUCCUGUGUUGCUCACUACGCCAACGACAGAGUUGAAAUCAUUGCAAAUGACCAAGGUAACAGAACUACUCCAUCUUUUGUUGCUUUCACUGAUACUGAAAGAUUAAUUGGUGAUGCUGCCAAGAAUCAAGCUGCUAUCAACCCAGCCAACACUGUUUUCGAUGCCAAACGUUUGAUUGGUAGAAAAUUUGAUGAUGCUGAAGUUCAAAACGAUCUUAAACACUUCCCAUUCAAGAUUGUUGACAAGGGUGGUAAGCCAAACAUUCAAGUUGAAUACAAAGGUGAAACCAAGGUUUUCACUCCAGAAGAAAUCUCAUCCAUGGUUUUGGGUAAGAUGAAGGAAACUGCUGAGGGUUACUUGGGUGGUACUGUUAAAGAUGCUGUUGUUACUGUUCCAGCUUACUUUAACGAUUCUCAAAGACAAGCUACCAAGGAUGCCGGUUUGAUUGCUGGUUUGAACGUUUUGAGAAUUAUUAACGAACCAACUGCUGCUGCCAUUGCUUAUGGUUUGGACAAGAAAGGUUCAAAAGGUGAACACAAUGUCUUGAUCUUUGACUUGGGUGGUGGUACUUUUGAUGUUUCAUUGUUGA
Messenger RNA from Lodderomyces orthopsilosis Co 90-125, 628 nucleotides. It is a transcript of the gene SSA2, whose product is annotated as Hsp70 family chaperone. NCBI's taxonomy places the organism in Eukaryota, Fungi, Ascomycota, Pichiomycetes, Serinales, Debaryomycetaceae. The transcript has a single exon. Gene Ontology annotation, molecular function: heat shock protein binding; ATP hydrolysis activity; ATP-dependent protein folding chaperone. Gene Ontology annotation, cellular component: nucleus; plasma membrane; cytoplasm. The record is from RefSeq and is a predicted model, not a curated record. Gene Ontology annotation, biological process: protein refolding; SRP-dependent cotranslational protein targeting to membrane, translocation; vesicle-mediated transport. The annotation marks the transcript as partial.